Aureobasidium pullulans EXF-150 is the source of this 1066-nucleotide messenger RNA. RefSeq lists its product as uncharacterized. The record is from RefSeq and is a predicted model, not a curated record. The transcript has 3 exons. Gene Ontology annotation, cellular component: protein kinase CK2 complex; cytoplasm. NCBI's taxonomy places the organism in Eukaryota, Fungi, Ascomycota, Dothideomycetes, Dothideales, Saccotheciaceae. Bases 274 to 1056 code for a protein of 260 amino acids. Gene Ontology annotation, molecular function: protein kinase regulator activity.
UCAAGCAUUUGUAGCAACGCCCAACCCGCCUCAUCUCUUUCCUGAAAGCCUCGACGCCGAAGCCAAAGCCAAACAACAUCGCACUCAAGCCCAUUCUUGCAACACACAGCCACAACCACAACAACCAUCAGCCACUUGCAUCAACCUUACUCACCGGAGCGCUACUCUUCAUAUAAUCGGACACAUCGGAGCUGAGCAGAAAGAACCUCGAACUCGCGAAUUCAGCCAUCUCUAGCAUUUUCGCGGCCGCGUCCGGGGAGAAGAACAGGAACGAUGGAUAACUUUGCUAGUGAGACCGACAGCGACUACACCAGUUAUUGGCGGGAUUGGUUCAUCUCGUCUCGCGGCAAUGAGUACUACUGCGAGAUCGAUGAAGACUAUCUGACCGAUCGCUUCAACUUGACCGGCCUUAACACGGAAGUCCAAUACUAUCAAUAUGCGCUCGACCUCGUCACCGACGUGUUCGACAUGGAGGUCGACGAUGACAUGCGCGAGCAAAUCGAGAAGAGCGCUAGACACCUCUACGGUCUUGUGCAUGCACGCUACAUUGUGACAACUAGAGGUCUCGCAAAGAUGCUCGACAAGUACAAGUCCGGAGUCUUUGGCAAAUGCCCCCGCGUCAUCUGCGACCAACAACAUCUCCUCCCCAUGGGUCUCCACGACGUCCCCGGCACUUCAACCGUAAAACUCUACUGCGCCAAAUGCGAAGACAUCUACAACCCAAAGUCAUCCCGCCACAACGCCAUCGACGGCGCCUACUUCGGCACCUCCUUUCACAACAUCCUCUUUCAGGUCUACCCCGCCAUGCUGCCACCUAAGACCCAGAGACGCUAUGAACCCCGUAUCUACGGCUUCAGAGUUCAUGCUGCCGCUGCCUUGAUGAGAUGGCAGGAGGAGAAGAGAGAGGAGAUGAAGGAUAGACUCAGAAAGGGAGGUCUGGAGACGGGCUUUGAGGAGGAAGAUGAGGAGUUGGAGGAGGAGGACUCUGAGGAGGGUGACGAGAGCAAGGACGGCAUCGAUGAUAUGUUCGAGGCACCCGUCGCGCCUGUGCAGUAGGAUGGUGCGG